AUGGCCUUGUAUCCGAUUGAAGAACUUCCUCUCAGCGAUGCUCCCAUCGAUCGCGAACCCACCCCGGGUUCCCCACCCACCGAUGUCUACCAGCUGUUCCUGGCAGUCUACCACCGAGGCGAGCUCUCUAUUGGCGAAUACCGACAGCGCCUCGGCUAUUCCUCCUAUCACUGGGCUAUCCUCGUCUAUGAUGUGAAACACAAUCGCCACUAUGCCUACGAUGUGACUGACGGAUCCUCGCCGGACCCGGUGAUGCGACGCGACCUCAACCCGGACUACCAAUGGACCUACCGCGUCAAGACCAACGUCGACCCGGAGUCGUGCGACUCUCUUCUCAUCAGAAUGGCAAUCGGCGAAGUCCGCGACGGAAUCGGCCCGGAGACUAUCAAGCUCCUCCUUCAGUCUGUUCAGCUGCCGAUUAAGGGUGCUUUUCCUCCUCAGAACUGCGUCAGCUGGAUCAGGUCUGUUCUGUACAAGCUCCGGUUCCAUGGCUAUGCCCGUAACCUGCACGACAUUGAGAUGACUUUUGAUCGUGCUCUCGCUUAUGCCGAUAUUCGCUUGUCGGAUCCUGACAAUUCCAUCAGUGUUCUCGAUCACCUCGGUAAUCAUUUGCUUUACAGACCAUACCAGGCAUGA
Penicillium verrucosum is the source of this 636-nucleotide messenger RNA. RefSeq lists its product as uncharacterized. Bases 1 to 636 code for a protein of 211 amino acids. The transcript has 2 exons. Lineage: Eukaryota; Fungi; Ascomycota; Eurotiomycetes; Eurotiales; Aspergillaceae. The record is from RefSeq and is a predicted model, not a curated record.